Ixodes scapularis (black-legged tick) is the source of this 4358-nucleotide messenger RNA. RefSeq lists its product as uncharacterized. The record is from RefSeq and is a predicted model, not a curated record. The transcript has a single exon. The coding region runs from base 1 to 1614 and encodes 537 amino acids. Lineage: Eukaryota; Metazoa; Arthropoda; Arachnida; Ixodida; Ixodidae.
AUGACUCGUUCCAGGACUGCCCAGCCCAGCCCGGACUUCCACUACUCCCAGAGGCUCUUCCAUGGCCCCAACGGGAACGUGUUCAGUGUGCUGUCCCCGGCGCACGGCCGCAGCUGCUCUAUGAAGCCCACCUUCCUCUGUCGCCAGCCACGUGGCAGCUCGUCAACGCGUGAGCCCCGAAGCCGCAGCAGCCGUCGCGGCGGCGGCAACCGCUGCCUCAAGUUCCACAACUUCAUCCCAUCCGAGAGCAUCACCUCGGAGAAGGAUGAUGGCUCGCAUGAUGACGUCUGGAAAGUCCACGCUGAAUGCAAGCUCCAAGAGGAGCACGGCACGAAGCAGAUCAUGGUCUCGCAAUGGUCGGUUUCGUCGGACAGCCCUUCCAACACUGCUGCUCAGCCAGAGCCGAAGGCUACUACGAGUCAUCUGCCGCCGCCAGCAUCCUUGGACUGUCUGGAGCAAGAGGACAAGGGAGAUAAGGUGCACGGGCUGAGUCCCGACAGAAACUAUGGUCCGCCCGGCUUCCCUAAUCCUGUGUCCUCGAGCGACGAGACCUCCAAAACGCUCAGCGGCUUUGUGCCUGCGAAAGACGAACUGUUCAGCGAACUGUCGUCGUGUGGCUGCGAUGUUGUUCACGCGGAUCCGUGCAGGGUCUCGCCGGCGCCACCCGCUAACCCCCCGGAGGGUCCACCGAAGGGGAAAUCUGACAUCCUUUAUGGGUUUCUCUCCAAAAAGCACAGGCGAAAGCCCACUCAGACGAGGAGAGUUGUCCCUUACAAGAAAUAUCUGUCCCUCCUGGAGGAUGACGCCUCCUCAGCUCAUCCUCUGGACCUAUCCCUCAAGACACGCAGCAGAGCUGAAAAUGAAAACUCCAUCGAGUCUGCAUUAGCAACGAGCGGUGUGCCUUUCAUGCCUUGCUGUUCCUCGAGUUACACGCAUCCAUACCCAUUGCCCACGCAGCACUACCUCCCUUAUCAGGACGUCCGUUCUGCAAGAGGCUUUGAGAAGUCUCCACUUCAGGUUGCUCUGGAAGCACCGCUCAGCAACCCUCCAGACCGUAGACUGUUCAGUGCCUUGCCGCACUCAAGCCCCGUGAUGGCUGUAGGCCAGCACAACAACCACAUGGGAGCUCAACUUCCUUUCGGUUACGCCCUUUACUCCACGCCAUCUUCGUCGAUCGACGCGAGAUUGCCUAGCCCGUCACAACCCGUGUACUCCGAGGCAUCCAGCAGUCGGUCGGCGCUCAUGGCUGUUCUUCAGAACUGCAGGGACGACCGAAACGGCCAGGCAGGUCCCAGUGGUAUCUCUACUCCGGAGCUCCACCGAAACAUGCGUAAGCCGAGUCAGAGGUCGCUCAUCAAGCAGAAGUUGGAAGACACCUUCAAGCAGAACGGAUUCUUGGUAAAAACAAAGCAGGUCUCGGACGGAGACGCGACCUUUUGCAAGUUCCGUCAGCUUCGCAAGUAUACGAGGUACUACCUCAAGAGUUGGCACCACCACUUACCGGCCGAAGUGCACAAACUGUGGAAGGGCUUCCUGCCUCCGAAGACCCUUCCAGGAGGCUCAGUGGGUGCAAGCGACGAAACUACCAGAGACAACCUUGGGAAUCUACAUUGAUGGUUUGUACCAGGAUGAGCCUUGUUCUGGGCUUAGGGAUUUUGGAACUGUCUCUGAUGUCUCCUAUCCUGGGAAUUGUUAUGGUGUUGUGUUUGAACUGCUGAAUAGGCUUGGGCCGUUGAAUCUCGCAUCACUGCCAAAACGGAGUAUUGUUAUUUGCUUCAGAAAAAGUUUGGAAUUAUGGGAUGGUCUGGUCUGUAGCAUCCUAGUGGUGAUCUAGGGAUGCAAAUGAUUUUAAUGUGUUGACAUACUGCAGAAACCUUUUGUUUAGAAUCUCGAUCUAUGAUCUUCAAUCUCAACAUUUUUCAAGGUGUCUAGUGACACACUUUUUAAAAAUCUACAAUUUUUAAUGGUUUUUCACAAUUUUAGUUGCAGUUCAUAAGCAUAUAGGGUGUAAAUUGAAACUUAUUUUGCAGUAAUGCUCUAGCAGGCUAGUACUUAUUGGGACAAACUAUUAAAAGAUUAUAAUGUCUGCAUUUUAUACUUGACUGAUGGUUGCAGAUUUAUGAUCUAGAAUACAUUUGAAAAUGCCACUUUACAAAGGUCAUAAUGAGAUGGUGUUUAUUUUAAUGUGAAUGCAUCAGUGACACUCGCAGAAUCAUUCUGGGCUCUAACAGCGUAGAAGGUACCAUCUCUCAACACUCAGAAGCUUGAAAGUUUCUUUUUAGGUUGUGCUUAUACAUUCUCCAGGAUAUUGUCUUGUCACUUCUCAACCAUUGUUAGGCUGAACCUCAUGACUCAUUUUCUCACUGACUUUCUUUGUAUUGAAGUACUCCUAGGCUUUAUGACUAGCUUAGGUCUUUUUUUCUCCUUUUUUUAAGUGAUAAGUUUCACUUUACAAAUGUUGUUAACCCUAUAGGUUUGUUGAGUUUAUGUUGAGGAGAACCUAUGUAUCUUUGGAUAGAAAGAUGUCAGAGCAUUUUUGACAGUAUAAUUUUAAAGUUUUCGCUAUAGGCUUAGCACGUUGUGUUCAGUGUGUUUGCAUUAUUUGCAGUUGUUAUUUCAUCUCGCAGUGCAAGCAAAUCUCAUUAAAACAAAAAAAACUGUACCUCCGUACCUUUCUGAAAAUGGUUCUGGUCAAGUUGGCCUGUAACAAACAAAUCUUCAUUGCUGUGGGAAUGGCAGCGUGUACUUCAUUUCAUUUGAUGUAUCUAGUCAUGUCCUAUUCCUCUCCCGUGUCUCUGAAUAAUGCCUUGGAUCUGUAGUUUAUUUUUAUCGCUGUUAAUACAUUGAUAUCUCUUUCACUACUGGUCCUGUUUUCAGUGCAUGUUAAAGUAGGAAAGGAAAACAGACUGCAAGAUUUUGCUUUGGCCAUUAAAGCUUUAAAGAUCAAAGAAUAUUGCAAAGCAGCAUUUGAUCUGAAGGGUGCUUGUUAUGGAAGUUUAUCAUACGUGAGAGGUUUAUGGUAAACUCUUAAUCAUUGAUGCAUCAUAUGGUUUGCAAUAUUCUCACAAUGUAAAUAAGUGUGAAAUUGAGAAGCUUGCUUGGUGCAUACCUUGUUGAACACCUCUUGGCUGUAAACAUGUAAAGGCGACACAUGACUGAAUAUUCUAUUAAUGUUUUUUUAUAAUUCUGAAAUGCUCACUGUCGGCAUUUUUUUUUUUUUGCUACACAUGAGGCAGGAGUACAAACCAAAGAUAUGUAGUAUCUCUUGGUAACUCAGCAAAAUGUGUUUAUCAUCUUUGUGUCUUAAAGUUAAUUUAUUCAAGGUUGGUCACAUUUUCUUAUCAUUGCAAGGACAUCAUGACUUUCUUUGGUCAGUACCCAUAGGUUUGUGUUUAUGCAUUUACAAAUGUAAGAAGGGCAGCUUUCAUGACACUUAGUUGAACUUAUACCUCAAGGGUGUUUACUGGAGAAGGUUAUCUGUAGGCACUGUUAAAACUGUUAUGUAUGGGAAAUGCGGUCAGCACAUGUUGCUGUUCUCUACAAUUGCCCGGUUUUGUUUUAUGGGACCCUCACCUUCAGUUCUAGUCAAUUAUUGUGUUGCUAUUAAUUUAGUGAUUUGUUUCUGCAGGGUUUUAGGCUAUUUAAAUAUUUGUUUGAUCAUGCUACUCCUUCUGAGCCCCCUUAAAGGAAGUUUAACUAGCUGAAUUAAUUUUUCUGUCAAUACUAUGCCACCAAUUGUUGCACCUCCCAUUUGUAUAGUCCUAAAUAAACAUUCAGUGCAUUAAAUGGCAACUUUGGCAAAGUUAUCUUGAUAAGUUUAUUCUGCCAUUGAUGACAUAAAAUAGGUCUAGGAAGUAUGUUGCUAAUAUGUUUUUGCUUUUCAUAAAACAAGCUUUGAGAACAUUCUAUAUCUCGAAGGGGUUUAGUAUAAAACGAUUGUUUUUAAAUUAAAACCAAUAUAACCACAAUUGUGAAAGGUUUGAAAAGUAUUUUGUCUACAAAAUUGAAUUGUGCAAAAACUAUUAAUAUAAAGUUAUGCCAUAUCCUAUCUAAACUGUAUCACUGAAUUUUUUUUUGUAAUUUUACGUUUUGGGAGAUGCUUAAACUUGCUGUGAAUGCCCUUGAUAUGGGGUGACCUGUGUGUCUAUUUGAAUGUUCUUACCAGCAUAUGUAGAUCCUGUAAAUAAGAGUUUUUGUUUUGGUAACUUGCGAACGGACGGAAAGGUUAUGCGCCGAUUCAAGUGCCUCUAAGUCUGUGUUCAUCACUGGUGUGCUUGUCAAGUGAGCAUAUUUUUCUAUCACAUUUUGUUUUUGUUUCCACAUUGAGUUUCAUUGAAAUAAAGUUUACAAGAAACGUU